This is a messenger RNA of Fusarium fujikuroi IMI 58289, 1962 nucleotides long. RefSeq lists its product as uncharacterized. Gene Ontology annotation, cellular component: nucleus. NCBI's taxonomy places the organism in Eukaryota, Fungi, Ascomycota, Sordariomycetes, Hypocreales, Nectriaceae. The record is from RefSeq and is a predicted model, not a curated record. Gene Ontology annotation, molecular function: transcription cis-regulatory region binding; DNA-binding transcription factor activity. Gene Ontology annotation, biological process: positive regulation of transcription by RNA polymerase II.
AUGCCUUCGCCGGAAAACGACAUGCGGGGGAUACCAAGCAGAGUUUCGGUGGAGGGAGUUCGAGAAGCCCGGGGCAAACAGUACUUCGUCAGUAAGCAGACUGAUACUUUCCUGGCUCAUGAUGGUAGAGGAGGACAACCCAGGUCGGACCGGGCUCAUACUGGAUCGCGAGCUUUCCACUUAGACGAACCCGAACUCCCAGGGAGACGUGAGUCUGACGACUAUGACUAUGGAGUCAUAAGCUGUCUAAUCAGCCCAUCCGAAUUUCCGCCACGAGAUCUUGUCUUCCAGCAGUCUCAUACUGCCCAAACUCCAUUUGAUCUAGGGUCUCGAUACGAGUUUGUUGACUGCGGGACCGACUUUGAUGGUCCCCAGAUCCAUGAUCUCUCAUUGGAGAUGUCCUUCGAUGUAUCCGAAGAUCUGGACGACCUCUACGAAAUUCUUGCCGGUAUUGAUUCCUACGAAGCGCCAGCAGUCCACCACAAUGCCUCGCAGUCAGAUUGCCCAACAAUACCUGGCGGUAUCAUAACAGGGUCACUUAACAAUGAACCAUCACAAUUGUCGUGUGUCAACUUACCGAAUGAAGAUAUCUCCUUAUCGCCAGGGCUGCAUACAGAUACUUUACAACUUGUUGAAGGAACGACAGCAUUUCAGAGAGAUGUUGAGUUUGGAGAAAUAAAUAUUGAAGCUGAUGACUCUCCAUCAAGUUCAAGGAGUCAUCCCAGGUCGCCUCUUUACAGGGUUCCUCAGCUCGCUAGCGACUCUCCAGAGAAUAUUUCCGUGCUUUUCGAUCGCCGCAUAUGCGAGGUUUUAUGCAUCAAAGACACUGCAACCGGAAAUCCAUGGCGAAUGAUCGUCUGGCCCCUGGCCAAGGAGCACACUGCGCUUUAUCACGCACUUGCUGCCAUGACGUGCUUUCAGGGGUUCAAUAAUCUCCCUCAACAUCGCGCCAUAGGAUUAAGGCACCUCAAAUAUGCAGUUAAACAGCUCACAGUCAUGGAAACUAGCGAUUGCAAACCUGAAGCUACCAUUAGUACGGCGCUGGCCGUGAGCCUAGCUCAGGCCUGGUGCCAUCCUCGAUCUUCUACUACCACGAGUUACAUACGGAAAGGAGCCGAGCUUCUUCGAAAGGCGCUAAUAGACCAUCAGUCUUCUCGGCGUCCCAGAGAUGAGUUGAUUGGGUUAGGAUUUCUUUCAAAUACCUGGAUAUACAUUGAUACCAUAACGCGCGUUACAUGUCAUGACGGAUACGUCAUGGAUUUACCGCUCAUGUCGGAUUGCAGCUUAUUCAGCUCUAAAUCUUUAGGUGCGACGGUAGAUCCUCUCAUGGGAUGCGCUGGGCCACUAUUUCCUCUUCUCGGCGGCGUAGCUGAUCUGGUCAACCGCGUUCGGCAAAGGCAUGAAAAGCUUAACUCGCCAGCAAUUGUCUCCGAGGCAGUCCGCCUCAAAACUUCAAUUGAGCGAUGGGAACCCUCUACUGAAUUGGACCAAGACCCCCACGAUACUCAACUGUCUUCGAGCACGAUUGAUUUGAUACAAACAGCUAAUGCGUACAAGUGGGCAACUUUGCUGUUUCUUCACCAGGCAGUGCCAGAGCUUCCGAGACAGGUUUCGUUACAGGACAUGACCAGAAAGGUCCUGACCCUUAUAGCAACUGUCCCAGUAGACUCUCAUGCAGCCAUAUUUCCCGUAAUGCCACUGAUGAUUGCGGGGUGCGAGGCUACAGAGACAGAGGAUCGGACCUGGGUAUCUGACAGGUGGCGAGUUCUAGGUUCUCGACUUACCUCGGGACUUGUCAACAGAUGUUUAGAGAUUACAGAAGAGGCUUGGAAGAGGUGUGACAGGUCUUCUAAAGAAAAUCGUACUGAAACGGCUUCCUCUAUCCCGUCAUGCUCGACGGUGAAGAGCGAGAUACACUGGAUGACUGUCAUGAAGGACUGGGGCUGGAAAGUAAAGAAAUGA